Messenger RNA from Lycium barbarum (goji berry), 1689 nucleotides. RefSeq names its product CBL-interacting serine/threonine-protein kinase 7-like. The transcript has a single exon. Gene Ontology annotation, biological process: protein phosphorylation; signal transduction. Gene Ontology annotation, molecular function: ATP binding; protein kinase activity. Bases 83 to 1414 code for a protein of 443 amino acids. The record is from RefSeq and is a predicted model, not a curated record. Lineage: Eukaryota; Viridiplantae; Streptophyta; Magnoliopsida; Solanales; Solanaceae.
UCCUUGUUUCUUCUUUGCCCUGUCCCUUCAAUCACCUUGCCAUUUCCUCCUCUUUUUGCCUCCUCCAUUUGCCGUCACCGUCAUGGAUGUAAAACAACCCGAACCGCCACCGCCUUCCUCCGUCAAAAUUAAAAGAACCACCAGCUCCGACAGUACCGGAUCCGGGUCAAUAAUCCUCAAUAAAUACCAACUCACCCGCCUUCUAGGCCGUGGUAGCUUUGCUAAAGUAUACCAUGCUCGUUGUUUAGACGACAACAAAGAAUUCGCCGUUAAAGUUAUCAAUAAAGCCGUCACUACCAUUGAUGCUUCAAUGGAACCUCGUAUAAUCCGAGAAGUAUCCGCUAUGACACGUCUUAAUCAUCACCCAAACAUCCUUAAACUCCACGAAGUCAUGGCUACUAAAACCAAAAUAUACUUCGUAAUGGAACUCGCACACGGUGGUGAGCUUUUUACGAAAUUGAACCGACGUGGUGGCCGGUUUUCUGAAUCAACUGCCCGAUUUUAUUUCCAUCAGCUUGUCUCUGCCUUACACUUCUGUCAUCAAAAUGGUGUCGCGCAUCGCGAUAUUAAACCUCAAAACAUGCUCCUGGACAAAGAUGGUCACCUUAAAAUCUCCGAUUUUGGUCUCUCUGCUUUGCCUGAGCAGUUACAGAACGGUCUUCUUCACACCGCCUGUGGUACACCGGCUUAUAGUGCACCUGAGGUAGUGUAUAGAAAAGGGUAUAACGGAGCUAAAGCGGAUGCUUGGUCAUGUGGGGUUAUACUCUAUUUUUUUCUUGCUGGAAGUUUACCGUUUGAUGAUUCCAAUUUGCCUAAUAUGUAUAAAGCUAUACAUCGUCGUGAAUUUCAGUUUCCUGAUUGGGUUUCAAAGCCAGCUCGGAGAAUAAUAAACCGGCUUCUUGAUCCUAACCCUGAUACGAGGUAUGGUAUUGAGGAACUGAUGAAUACUACAUGGUUUAAGAAAUCAUCAUCGAUGAAACAAGAAGAACAAAGUAGAAAGAAGCUUUUUGGUGAAGGGAUUUUAGAGAAGGAAAGUAAACACAUGGAGAGAAUGAAUGCUUUUGAUAUUAUUUCGAUGUCUUCUGGGUUGGAUUUAUCGGGGUUGUUUGAAGGGGGGUUGAAUAAGAAGGAGAUGAGAUUUACGACGAAUGUGGAAGUAAUGAAGGUCGAAGAGAAAGUGAUGAAGAUUGGAAAAGAUGAAGGGUAUAGAGUUGAAAGAAGGAAGAGAGGGGGAAUUGGGUUGGUUAAAGGUCGAGUUGUUUUGUUGAUGGAAAUUUUGGAAGUGGCAAAGGAGUUAUGGUUGGUGGAGUUUAAGGUUGUGAAUGGAGGAUCAGAAUUUGAGGAUUGUCAAUGGGAGAAACUGAAAGUUGGGCUGAAAGAUAUAGCUGUUUCAUGGUACAACGAUGGGUCUUGAAUGAUUGUUAAUAUCAGGCGAAACAUGGCGGCUGGCGGCUGGCAGCUGGCGGUAGAGUUCGAGUCCCCCUGGCGACGGUGGCGGCUGGAGGUUGGAGGCGGCCUUAUAUAGUGGUAGAAAUAGGCGUAACCCUCUGUUUUGGGGGGCUAAAAUAUGGUUCUUGUUAGUCUUUUUUUGAGGAGAUCUAUCUUUUUAGUUUAGUUGCACUUGCACAUAUGUUUUUAAUCAUUUCUUUUUAAUAUUUCAAUUCAAUUUACAAUUUCUCGGAAGCAACA